AUGACGUUGAGAACUUACGGAGAUAAACCGAUCAGUUUCCAGUUGGAAGAAAAUGGAGAGUACUACUGUGUUGGAUCUGAGGUGGGAAAUUAUCUUCGCCUCUUUAGAGGAUCCCUGUACAAAAAAUAUCCUGGAAUGUUCAGGAGGUCCAUAACCAAUGAAGAAAGACGAAGGUUGAUUGAACUCGGUUUGAGCCAGCAUGUUCUAGCCAGUAGCGUAUCAUUGCUUAGAGCAGAAGAAGUUGAAGAUAUAAUUGAAGGAAAUGAUGAAAAGUAUAAAGCUGUAUCUGUACACACUUCCGAACCUCCUAUGCCAAGAGAGGGAAAAUCCAAGAAAAACAUGCAGUGGGUACCUUCGUUACCCAAUUCCAGUCACUUAGAUGCCGUUCCACAAGCUACAUCUAUUAAUAGAAACAGAGUAGCUGCUAAAAAGGUGAGAACAUUUCCACUAUGUUUUGAUGACACCGAUCCCCAAAUAAACAUAGAAAAUGCUUGUCAACAAGAACUGCUAGUUCCUAUUAGACUUGACAUGGAAAUCGAAGGACAGAAGCUCAGAGAUACAUUUACUUGGAAUAAAAAUGAGAGUUUAAUAACACCCGAACAAUUUGCUGAAGUCCUCUGCGACGAUCUUGAUUUAAAUCCUUUAACAUUUGUACCAGCGAUUGCUCAAGCGAUUAGACAGCAACUCGAUGCAUUCCCCACAGAACCUCCUAGUAUUAUAGAGGAAACCUGCGAUCAAAGAGUCAUUAUUAAGUUAAACAUUCACGUGGGAAAUACAUCUUUAGUCGAUCAAGUCGAAUGGGAUAUGAGCGAAAAGCAAAAUAAUCCCGAAGAAUUUGCGUUGAAACUUUGCGCAGAAUUGGGUCUUGGUGGUGAAUUUGUCACUGCGAUUGCUUAUUCUAUUAGAGGUCAGCUCUCUUGGCACCAGAGGACUUAUGCUUUCAGUGAAGCACCUCUUCCGACUGUAGAGGUACCAUUCAGAAAUCCCAGUGAAUCGGAUCAGUGGGCUCCGUUUUUGGAAACCUUGACUGACGCGGAAAUGGAGAAGAAAAUUCGCGACCAAGACAGGAAUACUCGUAGAAUUAGAAGAUUGGCUAACACUACGCCGGAUAGGAUGUCUGAAAUAGUAAUUAAGCAUUACAGAUGA
Messenger RNA from Phyllotreta striolata, 1146 nucleotides. Lineage: Eukaryota; Metazoa; Arthropoda; Insecta; Coleoptera; Chrysomelidae. The record is from the annotation of a GenBank genome assembly.